Messenger RNA from Rhododendron vialii, 778 nucleotides. RefSeq lists its product as uncharacterized. The record is from RefSeq and is a predicted model, not a curated record. The transcript has a single exon. Gene Ontology annotation, cellular component: chloroplast thylakoid. NCBI's taxonomy places the organism in Eukaryota, Viridiplantae, Streptophyta, Magnoliopsida, Ericales, Ericaceae. The coding region runs from base 97 to 591 and encodes 164 amino acids.
CCACUCGUGUAUUAACUUAGGGAUAACUGAACUCCCACCUCCCAAGGAUUAGCUUCUUCGUCCCCGUGAAAAAACCCCCAAACCAAACCCAAUCCUAUGGCUUCCACAAGCUUCCUCUUACUCCACCCUCUCCAUCUCCGUCGUGUGCGCAAUGCGCCGCCACCUAUCUCCUGCACCGCGCACCCUCCUAGACCUGCAUCUCCCUCCCGCAUUGCCGCGCUUCCAGGCCGGAGACAGUGGUUGCUCUUGCUGACGGCAGCGACGACGACACUGAAGGCAGCGGAGUUGCCGUCUAUGGCACAGGACAUACCGCUGUUCGGAUUGAGGAAGAAGCUGAAGAAGGUGGAGGAGGAAGCGGAGGAGGUAAUCAAGGAAGGUAUCGAGAGCGCCGAGAAAGGAAUUGAGAUUGCGGAGAAAGGAAUUGAGACGGCGGAGAAGGGAAUUGUGACGGCGGAGAGAGAGAUUGAGUCCGCGGUGAGCUUCGGGGGGCUGGCACAGGCGGUGGCGGUGGCGGCAGCGGAGGUGGUUGGAGUUGUGGCUGCUACUUCUGUUGUGAAUGGUAUUUUGGGCCCUGAAGGUCAAAAGUCGUAAGGUUAUUACUAUUACAGUGUUUUUUUUUCCCUGAAAAAAGUCUAGGAACACAACUCUAGAAAACAAUUUCGAAAAUAUCUGUAUUUGAAGUUGUUUGAUGUAUGUUUGAAGUUGUUUGAUGUAUGCAAAUUCGCGUGUAUUGAAGGGCUCUGUACACAAUUAUAUCUGGAGUUGUGUUUUAAAGUUA